AUGCCAAGAUUCAAGGAAGGACGAUCUUUCGUGAUGUACCCCAACGAAGAACUUUUUUCAGAAGUGGAUAUGGUGUACCUGCGGAUGACACGUAAAAAACGUCAACAUCUUGCCCUAUCUUCUGAAGUAGUCACGGAGAACCGUUUUCGCCUCUUUGGUCACGUUUUGAGAAGACCAUCUAAUCGUCUUGUUCAAGUUAUCUUGAAGAUGCUUCCAAACGGUAUUUGGAAAAGACCACCUGGUCGUGAAAAAAAAGUUAGGACCGAGGUGGUGAAGGAAGAUCUGAGCAUACUUGGCGUUGACAAGCAGUUGGGGCGUUUGCGCUAA
Molecule: messenger RNA, 327 nt
Organism: Necator americanus (New World hookworm)
Lineage: Eukaryota; Metazoa; Nematoda; Chromadorea; Rhabditida; Ancylostomatidae
Exons: 1
Coding region: 1-327 (108 amino acids)
Source: RefSeq, a predicted model, not a curated record